AUGACACCUUCAACAUAUUUAUCUUUGUUACUCAUUAUUCCAACUAUCCUCAUAUCUCAUGCCAUUUCACAAACAUCAAACUCUAACCUCUAUGAAGCUAUAUGUGCAGGUGGUGUAGCAGAAAAACAUCAACAAGAACGUUGCUUGAAACUUCUAGAAUCCAACCCUCAAAUUACUUCGGCCAAAGACUAUCUUACCCUUUCCAAAGCAUAUUUAGAGAUGGCAAUAGAGAAGGCUACAAAAGGUAAAGAAUACCUCAAAAGUUUAAUCAAUAAGUAUCCUUCUUCUCAAGCCCUAAAUACUUGUGCAACAAAAAACUAUGAUGAUUUGAUCUAUGGGUUUCAACUCGCGACAUCUGUGGUGGCUGGAGAUCCGGAUGGUGCACAUGACGAUGUGAGCAACGGUUCGGAAGGACCUCGCACUUGUGAUCAAAGCUUGGCUAAUGAAAAUAUUGUUCAUGAUCCUUCAGUUUCUGCACUGAAUGAUGAUAUGGUGUUUCUUUGUUAUAUUGGAGGUGAAGCCAUAGACGCUAUAUCACAUUAA
Lathyrus sativus (Indian pea) is the source of this 543-nucleotide messenger RNA. The record is from the annotation of a GenBank genome assembly. Lineage: Eukaryota; Viridiplantae; Streptophyta; Magnoliopsida; Fabales; Fabaceae.